CAAUCGAAAAAGGGGACCCUGAGUGUGGUCAGCCAAUAGGGAUGAGGGGUCUGGGUAUAAAUGCUUAAGCCCAUCAGCUGGCAAAGUUGGGCAACCCUUAAAGUUGGUGAACAGGAUCUGAUCCCAGGAUCUGUAACCCUUUCUUUUCUCCAAAGCAGGCGGAGUAAGAAUCGCAGCCAUGGCAAAGAACUGCCACAAUGACCUGAAGAUGAAGUUCUCUGUGGACGAGGAGUUCCCCGAUCUCUCUCUCCACAACAACCACAUGGCCAAGGUGCUGACCAAGGAAAUCUACAGCAAGCUGAGGGGAAAGUCCACCCCCAGCGGCUUCACCGUGGAUGACGUCAUCCAGACCGGUGUUGACAACCCUGGUCACCCCUUCAUCAUGACUGUCGGCUGCGUUGCCGGUGAUGAGGAGUGCUACGAGAUCUUCAAGGAUCUGUUGGACCCCAUCAUCUCCGACCGUCACAGUGGCUACAAGCCCACCGACAAGCACAAGACCGACCUGAACUUCGAGAACCUGAAGGGAGGUGACGACCUGGACCCCAACUACGUGCUGUCCAGCCGUGUCCGUACUGGCCGCAGCAUCAAGGGAUUCACCCUGCCCCCCCACAACAGCCGUGGAGAGCGCAGAGGAAUUGAGAAACUGUCCAUUGAGGCCCUGGCCAACCUGGACGGUGAGCUGAAGGGAAAGUACUACCCCCUGUGCGGCAUGACCGAUGCCGAGCAGGAGCAGCUGAUCGCUGAUCACUUCCUCUUCGACAAGCCUGUGUCCCCCCUGCUGACCUGCGCCGGAAUGGCCCGUGACUGGCCCGACGGCAGAGGCAUCUGGCACAACGACAACAAGACCUUCCUGGUCUGGGUGAACGAGGAGGAUCACCUGCGUGUCAUCUCCAUGCAAAAGGGAGGCAACAUGAAGGAGGUCUUCAGACGCUUCUGCACUGGCCUGCAGAAGAUUGAGGAGAUCUUCAAGAAGCACAACCACGGCUUCAUGUGGAACGAGCAUCUGGGCUACAUCCUGACCUGCCCCUCCAACCUGGGAACCGGCCUGCGCGGUGGCGUGCACGUCAAGCUGCCCAAGCUCAGCACACAUGCCAAGUUUGAGGAGAUCCUGACCAGGCUGCGUCUGCAGAAGCGCGGCACAGGUGGUGUGGACACAGCCUCCGUGGGUGGCGUGUUCGACAUCUCCAACGCUGACCGUCUGGGCUCCUCCGAGGUGGAUCAGGUCCAGCUGGUGGUCGAUGGUGUCAAGCUGAUGGUUGAGAUGGAGAAGAAGCUCGAGAAGGGAGAGGCCAUCGAUGGCAUGAUCCCCGCCCAGAAGUAAAGUGGACAGACAUCCAAUGACUGAGUGACUGUCUGUGUUUGGUUUUUUUUUAUUUUAUAAAAAAAAUGAAUGGGUAGCCCUUGUUGUAAAGUUAUCUCACCGGUCUCGGCCGACUGGCUACUUCCUGAUUAAGAAGACACUCCACUUUUCUCUCUGCUAUCUUUACUGAACUUCUGUUCUUCAUCUUUUCUAUCCCCUGCUUUCACUUUAUUUUCCUCUUUCUCACUUCCUGUCACUUUAAACAUCUCUUCCCAACAUCUCUGUAACAUCCUGGGAUCAAUCCAUGCAUAGUCUGGUCAUGGCUAUGUAAAGUACCGAAAGUCUUUUUUUUUUGGUUGUAAUAUAUAUCUGGACAAUUAAAAACUAUGCCCCAUGUAACAAUCAAA
Molecule: messenger RNA, 1707 nt
Organism: Labrus mixtus (cuckoo wrasse)
Lineage: Eukaryota; Metazoa; Chordata; Actinopteri; Labriformes; Labridae
Gene: ckmb
Product: creatine kinase, muscle b
Exons: 9
Coding region: 179-1321 (380 amino acids)
Biological process (GO): phosphocreatine biosynthetic process
Molecular function (GO): creatine kinase activity
Source: RefSeq, a predicted model, not a curated record